AUGAGGCGAGAAAAUAAACAAACAAAUAUAAAAGACCUAUGGAAUAAGAUGACAACAUUACGACAUCUUAUUAUAGAUGAUGAAAUCGAACCUAAUCAAGCAAUUCAAGAAGUUUUUGAUCGUGCUGGAAAAGCAGUACCAGAAUGGUUGAACGAUGAACUCGUAUUUUCACCUAUAUCGAAAUGCUUUGACGAAGACUUGCAAAAACAAAUCGAUAAAAAUAAAAUCCUUCAAAGAAAAUUAUCAGAUUUAUUAGAACAAAGAAAUAUGGCUACAAGACAGUCAUUUAGAUCAAGUAAAAACGAUCCGAAAACUCUUGAAGAUCUUAAAAAAGAAAUUCAAGCUCUUGAACUUGAAAAUCAACAAUUACUUAGCUUCCAAUCGACAAUGAUAAUGGGAAGUAAUAAUUCAUUGGCACAGAAACUCAGCGAUCUUGAUGAUGAUGUGAAUGCUCACGCAGUACAACUCAACGAUCUUCGAAAUGAAAUCGCAAAGAUCAACGAAGUUAAGCAAGAAUGCAUUAGAAGUUACAACGAUCAAAAGGCAGCACAUACUAGCAAUUUACAAGAGCUAGAUAGUCUCACAGAAGAAACAAAGAAGUAUCGAAUCACAAUUAAACAGCUAGCAUCAUUUAAGAUGCAAAUUCAGAAGAUGUGUAACACUCUUUCGCAGAGAUGCAAUCAAACAGAAGCAUUUAUUCAAGGUUUAGAGCAGGCAAAACAGACAAAUUCCAAACAAUUAGCAAAACUUCAAGAUAGUUAUAAUGAGCAUCAACAACUUGUUCAAUCAUAUGAAAAUAUUGAAGAUAAAAUCAAGAAACAAGAACAACAGCAAGAUGUUGUCUUAAAUAAAAUGAUUGAAUCUGUUGAACUCUGCGAAGAAGCAUCUGCAGAAGCUCAGAAAGCAAAGAUGACAAGAGAUAUGUAUUCAGAAGAACUUGCAAGAAUAAAAUCUGUUGUUUCUUCAACACAAGAGAAAUUUAAUCAAGCAAUUGAUGAACAAGAAUCACAAAUGAAAGUUAGAUUCGAAUCAGCACUUUCAACAAUAGCAAGUAGAAUUAAAUUGAUCGAGAGUGAAAACCAACAGUUAUCUUCAAAUAAAGAAGCAAUUUCAAAACAGAUUUCGGCUGCAAACCAAGAAAAUUCUAUUUUAAAGGCAACAAAAAGCGACAACGGAUUCUCAUCAUUCGUUGAAACUAUUUCUGGCCUUAAAGCAGAGAUUGAUGCUUGUUUUACGAAGAAAGAACAGUUAGCAGCGCAAAUUGAAUCAUCAAAGCAGAACAUUGAAUCAUUUAAGGAUAAAGAAAACCAAGUAAGAACAUUCUUAAAGAGUGAUCAAGGAUUAUUACUCCAAAAACGUCAAUAUUUAGAAAUGGAAUUAGAAAUGCAAAAGUCUUUGCUCAAAGAUACUCUUGCAAAGAAUGCUAAACUUACAUCUGAUAACAUAUCUCUCACUAAUCAAAUCCAAGAACAACAUGCAUCUGUUGAACAAUCUGUUAACAACGAAUUGAAGGGACAUCAAGCUCAAAUAACAGAACUUCAAGUCCAAAUAGAUGAAGUUACCAAAGCAAAUGAGAGUGCAAUCUCUGAUUUUGAAAAACAGAUUUUGAUGCAAAAGCAACUUGCUGAUAAAUGGAAGGCAGGCGCAAUGCAAGUUACAACAGAGGCUGAUAUGGACCAUGAACAGCUUGAAAAUAACCUCGAAGUUAUGCAAGAUAAAAUUGAAGAUCUUCUUGCAGCCAUUGUUGAGAAGAAACAAGCUGCCGCUCGCUAUAAAUCUCUCAUAGAUCAACUAUCAACAGAAACUUCUACUAUAAAGCAGACAUUAGAUAUGAAAGAAAAGAAGAGUAGAAGAAAUGCAACAGAAAUAGAGGACAGAACAACAAAGCAGAUGGAUCUAAUAAACAUGAGAUCAAAGUAUCGUGAUACUUCAGAGAAGUUAGAUCUAAUGAUCGCACAGAAGAAGAGAGAACUUGCAAAGAUUCAGAAACAGACUGAUAAUCUUGGUGAAACUGAAUCAGAAUUAUAG
Molecule: messenger RNA, 2028 nt
Organism: Trichomonas vaginalis G3
Lineage: Eukaryota; Parabasalia; Trichomonadida; Trichomonadidae
Product: myosin rod-like family protein
Exons: 1
Coding region: 1-2028 (675 amino acids)
Source: RefSeq, a predicted model, not a curated record